AUGGCCUUUGUCCAGCCCGGCUGCCCGGCUAGGUUCGCCUACCAGAAUGAGCAUCGUGUCAAAGGGCUCAACGCAGAAACCCUAGCGAGGGUCUUCCUUCCCACGCCCUCAUGGCUGUCGACUCCGGAGUAUGCAGCAAUCCGGUCAGAUACUGGCAAUCCAUCGACCUGCAUCUUCUUCAGCCUUAAUAUUUCCAUAUACAACCAACAGAUAAUCUCCUCGGAAUGGACCGAGCAAUGGUUCUUCAUGGUCGGCCGUGUUCAUCCCUUUGCCCUGACGUGGGAAAUCGAGCGACGUGAUGGCUUGGAGUCGGACGAUGAUAACAUCACAGAAUACACCGUCCCCGCGCUUAUAGUCCGCGAUCACAGCUACCAACCCCAGUUCCAGUCGAACGCUCUCUUCACCUGUACGGGCAAAAUCGCCGGCUUACUGGAUCACCAGAUCAUGAAACAUGCCCCGGCUUUCGACCAAGACUAUAUCUUCAUCGUCGUCCCCGACACGUGGACUUUCCACGACAAGGCCAUGUCCGGCCAGGCUUCUGCAACACAACUACUGCCGACGACACCCAAGAGCGCGGUCGGCAAUCCCUCGGACUAUAGCGUUGCGUUGGCCAGGUUUACCUCUACGAAGAAACCCAAGGCCGCCCAAAGCCCCGCCUCCCCCACGCCGCAUGCUUCUGGCCCAGUCGAUCCCCUUAUGCUGGCAUCAAGUCGGUCAUUGCCCGAUCCCUACCAAACCCCAACCAAGAGACCGCGACUUUCUCCCGAAACUUCCACCAUAAUCACCGACUGUGACGGUCAAGACUCCCAAAUCCGAUACCUCCUCCUUUCUGUCCCCGGAAGACCCGCAGAGUCAGAGACGGACACCGAACAGGUCAAUCACCAAGACACAUCCGCCUCUGGCUCUAUCAGACCUCCCGCGUCGAUAUCUUCCCGACCACUGCGCGCCCGACGUCCGCCCAAGAAUAUUCUCUGA
Hirsutella rhossiliensis is the source of this 975-nucleotide messenger RNA. RefSeq lists its product as uncharacterized. The transcript is spliced from 2 exons. Bases 1 to 975 code for a protein of 324 amino acids. The record is from RefSeq and is a predicted model, not a curated record. Lineage: Eukaryota; Fungi; Ascomycota; Sordariomycetes; Hypocreales; Ophiocordycipitaceae.